UAUAUAUUUAUCAGAAGUAUGGGUUUUAUGGAGGUGAAAAAAGAAGAUGAAAAUACAGGAGAAACAGGAUAAACGAAAAGUAAAUGAUAAUGAAGAGUAUUUGGUGAAAAAGAAGAAUAAAAAAAGAGUGAAAAUUGGAGGAGAAAUAGAAAAAGAAGAGAUAAAAAAAAAAAUAAGAAAAAAAAAGGAAGAAAUAGAGGAAAUAGAAGAAGAUAAUGAAAGAAAUGUUUCAGAAGGAAGUGAGGAAGUUGAAGAGGAGGAUAAAAAUGUAAAAAAAGAAGAGAAUAAAGAAGAAGAGGAUAAGGAAGAUAUGGUUGAUUUUGGAGAAGCAAUGUCAAGAAUUGUGUCAUCAGAUGUGAAAAGUAUUUAUAAGGAAGAUCCUAUUUUGAGUAGUUGUAUAAUGGAGAUUUCAAAAAAAAUUGAGGAAAAAAAUGUAGAAAACAAGGCAAAAAUGUUAAUUUCAAUGGAAAAAAAGAAAGAACAAGAAAAAGGAAGAAUUAAGGAUAUUAUUCCAUUAAAUAAUGAUGAAGAAGUGUCUAAAAUUUUAAAUUAUGAAAAAUUUUUGCGAAAAACAGCACAAAAAGCAGUAAUUAAUUUAUUUAAUGCUAUAGGAGAGGCACAAGCCAAGGCUAAAAAAGUAUCUAAAGAUUUAAAAAAAAAAGGACUUACUAAUACAAUAAAAAGAGAAAAGGAAGUUGCAAAAAUGUCAAAACAAAAUUUUUUCGAUCUUAUUAAGAAUCCAAAGAAAAUAUAAUAUUGCGAAAAAAGAAUUUGUAUCUCAAUUCAUUCAUGACAA
This is a messenger RNA of Pneumocystis carinii B80, 796 nucleotides long. RefSeq lists its product as hypothetical. The record is from RefSeq and is a predicted model, not a curated record. NCBI's taxonomy places the organism in Eukaryota, Fungi, Ascomycota, Pneumocystomycetes, Pneumocystales, Pneumocystaceae. The transcript is spliced from 6 exons. Gene Ontology annotation, cellular component: preribosome, large subunit precursor. The coding region runs from base 47 to 754 and encodes 235 amino acids. Gene Ontology annotation, biological process: maturation of 5.8S rRNA; maturation of LSU-rRNA.